AUCCCAUGUAUCUGAUUAGCAGGUAGGCCCGCUUCCCCAGGGAGGACUUUUCAUUGGUUUCUCUUUUCUUUCCUUGCAAUAGCCAUGGUGCUUCUCUGGGAGUUUACAUCUCACAUUCUAUAGUUUUGGGAGUUGUUUUAAUUGCCUGGACUAAAACUGUGGAUCAUUGAGGGGAGGUGAUGCAGAUGUGCGGUGCAACACCUCACCCUAGCAAGCUGCAGAAAAACAUGGCAACCUUUCAGGACUGUUUGCCAAAGCUGACCUGCCCCCUUCUUCUGCUCACCUGAGCUCAUCCUUCCUCCAUUCUGAGCACAGACCCAAUCAUCAACGUCACCACAGUCCAAAAUGUCUUCCCACAGACGCCACUUUCACUGCUUUGACGCUGUAGGAGGCGAAGGCACCCACAGGUCUUCUAUUCCUUUUAAGCGCCACAGCACCCGCUUACCCAGAAUCCCCCAACAUGGCAUGGUGGCCCAUCAUGAACCCACAGCCGAAUGCUAUCUUUGCUCAGAGUGUAGACACGCCCAUGCCUUGGAAGCAGUAGAGACUCAGUUGUCACCUUUCUAUCACACUCACCCAUCAUGUCACCACCACCAUCCACACCACUAUGUUCUCAGUGGGCCGAGCAGGCCUGAAGAAACACCUCUGGGCCACGAACGCCACAUUCAUCAUCACCGAUACAGUAAGAAACUGGUGUUGGUGAAGAACAGUGACCCCUCAUUCAGAAAGACCAUCAUCUUGCACCGCAGGGGUCUACGCAGUUUUGGGCUUUUCUUAGAGGAGGUUUCCGAGCUCAUGCAGUACCACAUCAGGAAGCUGUACACUGUGGGCGGGCACAAGAUCGACAGCGUUCAGAGUCUUCUGCAGUGCCCCGGCAUUCUUGUCUGUGUCGGCCGGGAGCCUUCUCACCCAUCGAUUGUGGAGAACUUUCGGAAAACAUCCGAUGAUAAACUUCCAAAGCUGAGUGUGAGGUCACGCUCCGGUGGCUGCACGGACGGACAUGAGAGACUCCCUUCAAAGAAAAGUGUCAUCCAUCCAAACCUGGAAUCUGGAAACAAAGUUAUCAGGCAGUCAGUGUCAUCUGACAAGUCAGGCCCAGAUGGAACUGAUUCACCAGACAAUGUCAACUCCUGCCCACCCACUGGUGACGGGGUGAGGGAAGAUGAUAUAGAGAAACGUGUUCGUGUUAAUAAAGAUGGCAGUUUAUCAAUGGAGAUGAAAGUGCGCUUUAGACUGCAAAAUGAUGAAACAGUGCACUGGUCCACGGAAGUAAGAAAGACCACAGGCAGGACCUGUGACUACCACCAAGGAAACAAUAACCCAUACUUUCCGAGCUAUCUUGAAUCUGAAAACAUCUCUGCUGUUCAGCCAGAUGACCAUUUCAUGGGUCAGCACUAUCAGAGACAUCAAGAAGAACCUCAUUGUCCUCACUGCUGCGGUCACUGCCAGGAUUAUGAAAUCUGGAAAAAUGUACCAUUAACACAUGGGGCAAGUCGCCGCAUUCAAACAUCUAGCUCAAGUGGAUCUUCACAUACAGUGGUCUCUAGAAAGACAGUAGUAUCUAGAUCAAGCGAAGAGCUUACUGAACAAGUGGUGGAGACAGAGACUUGUGUGAAGCAGACUAUUGAGGCAGCUGAAACUGUAGAGUAUUGCAACAUCGGGAGUGAGGCUUGCUCGCCAAAGUGCAAUGUGCAAUCUUCCACUUUGUAUAACUGUCUAAAUGAGAAAUCAGAACAAACAAGAUCCAUUACUAGGCAAAUUCCACCCCAGAGUCCUCAAGAUACAACAUCCAAUGCUUCAGGACAAUCUAGCAAGUCAAAAAAAUCUAAACCCUCACACGCUUGUCAUUGUGGAGUAUCUGAAGAAAAUACAAAAGGACAAAUCUACACCCGAGCUGAAGAGGAAGGCAAAAUACAAAGAGAUUGUUCAAGUGCCAUGUCUUUAAAAUCUAAUGCCUCUUGCAGAUCAACUGUGUCUGGCAAAAUACAGGACCCAGAGACAAAGGAUGAAGAGGAGAACAGGUCUAAAAGUGCCAUGUCAGUUCAUUCAAAUGCCUCGACAAAAUCCAAAUCGGAUGUUUUGGAUGUUGCAGUUGGAGGAUCUCAAGCAUGUGAUGACAAUGGAACACACAAAAGAGCACUGAGCAGCAUGUCUGUUAAAUCCUCCAAAUCUGAAAAAUCUGUGAAGUCUGAACCUAAACAACGUAAAUCAGAGGAAGAUGUUGAAGAAGAAAAACCAAUAAGUCCCAUCUCAGCAAGGUCAGAGAUGUCUAUUAAAUCCAGAGGAUCAAGGGCAUCUUCUGUCCCAGGUGAAAAAGAAACAAACGAGGAAACUCAGCCGAGGACACCUAGUGUCACAUCAACUGCUUCAGAUUCUUCUGUAGAGUCACCUGAGGCAUCUGCAGAAGAAAGCAUUCAAAAGCCAGCUGAGAAUGAAACUGAACGGAGAACACAAAGCACCAUGUCUGGGAAUUCAAACACUUCAGCAAAAUCUACAAAGUCAAGCGCAUCUGAAGAGCCACAUACAGGAAAUGCAGAGGAAAGAUCUGAAAGAACAGUAAGUGUAAUGUCAGCUAGGUCCGUCAAGUCAAAUGAAUCUGCAACAUCUAGAAAGUUAAACGAUGAGACAGAAGAGACAAGGGAGGCAACUAGUGCCAUGUCAGUUAACUCUUAUUCAUCAGCAAGAUCUAAAGGAUCCAAGAGGCCCAAUCCUCGUGAUGCAACUGAAUGUGUCGGUUCAUCAGAUGAUAUAAAUACUGAAGAGCAAAGCAGAGAGAGACCACAAAGCAUACUGUCAGUCAAAUCAGCAAAGUCUGUAAAGUCCAGUAUUUCUGCAAAAUCCAGCAGAUCCAAACACGGAGAACAGGGAGAGGAGAGGGGACCAAGUUCUUUGUCAGUAAAAUCAGUUCAGUCCAAUGUGUCAGCCAAAUCAAAAGGGUCAAACACUUCAGCCAAAUCUAAUAUGUCAGCGCCCACCGAUACUGAAGCUGAAGAAAAGGCUGCAGUUAAUGAUGAAUAUGAAGAAAGACCUCCAAGCAAUGCAUCAACCACAUCUGCUAAAUCUUUAAAAUCGAAUGCUUCUGCAGUUACUCCUGAAAGCUGUGGUGAUGCUUCUGAAGAAACUAAUAUUGAAGGUGAGACUGAAGGAGAAUCAGUGAGCUCAUUGUCAGUUACAUCAGAUAUUUCUGUAACAUCAUUUAAAUCAAAAGAAGAAGGCACUGAGAUGCUUCAAGAAGCAAAUGAUGAAGAGGAAACUGAACAAAGACCACCAAGCUGCUUAUCAGCUAAAUCACUACAGUCACAAGUUUCCGAAAUAUCUGCAGAGCGAGUACCAAGUGCUUUGUCAGCUAAAUCAGCGAAGUCACGUGCUUCUAACACAUCUAAUAAACCAAAAACAUAUGAAGUUUGUGCUUGCCAAGCCAAUGAAAGAUAUGGUGAAGAAGAAAAUCAGGAAAGAGCACAAAGUGAAAUAUCAAACAGAUCUGGAAAGUCAACUAAUUCUGCAAAAUCUCCAAAGUCAAAAGAUCAUGAAGAGGAAAAUAUAUCUGUUCAUACGGAAAAUGAAGAGAGAGCUCCAAGCAAUCUGUCAGUCAGAUCAGGAAAAUCAGGAAAGUCAAAUGCUUCUGCAACAUCUAAAAGAUCAAAGGUUUCUGAAAUUUCCUUGGAAGACUUUGCUGACCAUCCCGAGGAAAGAAUCGUUGAAGGCGAGAGUGAAGUGAGAGCAGUGAGUGCUAUGUCUUCCAAGUCAGCUAAGUCAGAUAUUACUGCAAGAUCAAACACAACAAAUCAUUCUGUUAAUGCUCCAGGUAGCGAAAACUCAGAGAACUCUAAUGAAGAAAAUGACAAAGAGCAAACAGAACAAAGAGCACAAAGUAGCCUAUCAGCCAAAUCAGGUCAGUCACAUAUUUCCAACAGAUCUGAAAAGUCUGCAGAUAGAUCACCCAGUGCUUUCUCAUCUAAAUCAGCAAAGUCACAUACUUCAAACAAAUCUGUGAAAUCAAAUAUUUCUGAAGUUCUGUGUAGUGAUACUGAUAAAAUAGAUGGUGAAGAUCAAACUCCAGAGAGACCACAGAGUGCAAUUUCAGCCAGAACUGAAAAAUCAACAGUUUCUGCAAAAUCUAGUAGAUCAACGAUAUUGGAAGAUAAUAUAGUUAGGGAACACACAGAGAGAGCUCCAAGCAAUCUGUCAGUCAGAUCAGAAAGAUCAGCAAAGUCGAAUGUUUCUUCAGCAUCAAAGAGAUCAAAUGUUUCUGUAGCUGUCUUAGAAGACAAUGUUGACCCUUCUGACGAAAGAAUUAUUGAAGGGGAGAGUGAAGAUGGCACAAUGAGAUCAGCAUCUGCGCAGUCAGAUAUUUCUGCCAGAUCAAAUAGGUCAAACCAGUCUGCUGAUGCAUCAACUAAAGAAAAGUCAGAGAGUGCUGAUGAAGAAAAUAACAAAGAGCAAACGGAACAAAGAGCACAAAGCAGCUUAUUAGCCAAAUCAGCUAAGUCACGUGUUUCUGAUAGAUCUGAAAAGUCUGCAGAUAGAUCACCCAGUGCUUUAUCAGCUAAAUCAGCAAGGUCACAUACUUCAAACAAAUCUGUGAAAUCAAAUAUUUCUGAAGUUCUGUGUAGUGAUACUGAUGAAAUAGAUGGCAAAGAUCAAACUCAAGAGAGAUCACAGAGCGCAAUUUCAGCCAGAACUGAAAAAUCAACCGUUUCUGGAAAAUCUAGUAGAUCAACAAGAAUGGAAGAAAAUAAAGUUGAUCAUGAGGAACCCACAGAGAGAGCUCCAAGCAAUCUGUCAGUUAGAUCAAGAAAAUCAGCAAAGUCAAAUGUCUCUGCAACAUCUGGAACAUCAGAUAUAUCUGAAGCUCUUUUAGGAGACUGCAUUGACAAUACAGAGGAUGGAAGUGUUAAGGGUGAAACUGAAGAGAGGGCAAUGAGCUCAUUGUCUGUCCAGUCAGAUAUUUCUGCAAGAUCAAAUAAGUCAAAACGAUCUGUUGAUGCUCCAAUUAAAGAGGACAGAAAGACUUAUGAUGAAAGUGAAGAAAGAGCACAAAGCAGCUUAUCAGUCAAGUCAGUUAAGUCACAUGUUUCUGAGAGAUCUAAAAAGUCUGCAGAGAGAUCACCCAGUGCUUUGUCAGCUAAAUCCACUCAAUCGCAUGCUUCUAUAAUAUCGGUCAAAUCAAAUGCUUCUGAAGAUCAGUCUGGCACAGUUGCGCAUAUUGCUGAUGUAGGAGACCCUAAAGAUGAAACUGAGGAAAGAGCACCGAGUGCAGUGUCAACCAAAACUGAAAAGUCAGCUAUUUCUGAAAAAUCCUCAGUGUCAAAAGUAUUUCAUUGUCCAGCUGAAAACGAUAUUUGUGAUCUGGAGGACCAUGAAGAUCGGUCUCCAAGCAAUAUGUCUGUCAGCUCAGCAAAAUCAGCAAAGUCAAAGACUUCAGAAGUUUCAAAAAAAUCAAAAUCUUCUGCCAUUCAAUGUGAUCGCAUUGCAGAAAAGGAAAAUAAUAAGGAGCACACUGAAAGCAGAUCGGUAAGUUCAAUGUCACUCCAUUCAGCUGAUUCAAAUGUUUCUGAAAGAUCAGAUAUAUCAAAAUGUUCAGCAGAGCCUCCAGCUGAAGAGAGAGUCACCACACCUAAAUCCCAUGUAUCUACUAUAUCUAUAAAAUCUAAAGCUUCAAAAGUUGCUUCAGAGCAUAAAUCACCAGCGCAAGGAAAUGAUGAGGAUGAACCUCAAAACAGAACAGAAAGUGCAAUGUCAGCAAAGUCCUCUAUUUCUGCCAAAUCCAAUAAGUCAAAAUUAUUGGCUGCCCCAGUAGAAGAAAUAUCUCAUGAUUCUGAUCAUACUGAAAGACCUGUAAGCAGUAAAUCACAGAAAUCAGCAAAAUCAACCAAGUCAAAUGUUUCUGUGAAAUCUAAGAAAUCAAAAGCUACUAACAUCCCUUCUGAACACAGCACUGAGAUUGCUGAUGCAGAGUCUGAGGGAAGAGCGAGCUCAUUGUCAACACACACGAUAAGGUCAAAUAUUUCUUCAAAAUCCAAAAAGUCAAAAUGUUCUCAUGUACCAAAUUGUGAGAACUCCAAUGAAGAUAAUAACAAAUCACAAACUGAAGAAAGAUCUCCAAGUGUAAUGUCAGUCAAAUCAAAUAUUUCCCAUGUUACAGAAAGAUCCAAUAAGUCACAUGCCUCUGAUAUUACUGAAGACGUUGAUGAAGUCACUGAUGUGUCUGCUGAAGAGCAUGUGGCAGAAGAUGUAGUGAGAGCAGCUAGCGCCAUUUCAGCCGGAUCUGCAAAGUCACAUGCCUCAACACGAUCUAUGAAAUCAAAAGGCACAUUUCCAGGUGAAGGAAGUGCUGAUGAAGAAAGCGCAAAGACAACAACAAGUUGUACAUCAGCUAACAAAGAAAAUGUAGAGCGAGCACAAAGUUCUAUGUCAGCAAAGUCAAGUGGUUCAAGGAGAUCUGCAAAAGGAUCUCGAGCUUCUGCUGGAAAUUCUGCUGAGGAACAUGCUGAAGAAGAAACUGAGGAGAGGUCACCAAGCAGUAUGUCGGCCAAAUUAAACAAAUCAAAUGUUUCUGUGUCAUCAAGGAAUUCGACAACAUGUGAAAUAUCUUCAGAAUGCAACAAUGCCAAUGAUUUGGAGACUGUACAGAGAUCUCUAAGCUCCUUGUCAGCAAAAUCAGCCCGAUCCACCAAAUCACUGCAAUCCAACAUUUCUUCAAAAACUGCUAAGUCAAAACUCUCUGUUGGCAAAGAAAAUCAUGAAGCGAAUGUGGAGAAAGAAACAACUGGUGCCUCCAUUAUAUCUACUGAAAAUUGUUUAAAUGACACUGAUGAAAAUACAGCAGAAGACUCAGAGAACAGAGCAAUGACCUCAAUGUCUACCGAGUCAAAUGCAACAUCAGUAUCUACAAAAACAAGAGCUUCUCAAAAAUCAGGGAAAUCAAAAGUGCUGGAGCAGGUAGCUGAUAAGGCAGAUCCAGCACAGAGGAGUCCAAGUGUUUUAUCAGUGAAGUCAAACACCUCAGGAAGAACAAAAAAAUCAAAUAUAUCUGGAACAACCGCCACUGAAACGGUUGGACAUGAAGAAGAAGCUGAUGACAGUGCCAUGUCAACCAAAUCAGUUAGUUCAUCAAAGUCAAAUAAAUUACAAGGUCCAGAAAUCACUACUACAAACAGUUCUGGCCAUCCUAAUGAAGAGAAUACUGAAGAGAUAUCUGAGAGAGCACAGAGUGCUGUGUCAGCAAAAUCAAAAAGGUCAGUAAAAUCAACAAAAUCUGACAUAUUAAGCAAAUCAGAUGUCCCCAUCGUGACCGUUGGGGAAAAUGAAAACAGAGCGCCUACAGGCAUGUCAACGAAGUCCAAGGCUUCAUCCUCUUCAAAAAAGUCCAAAACAUCUGAGAUCAGUGGAAAGAAAAAUGCCACAACUGCAGAUGUCUCUUCUGAGCGGACCAGUGUUUCUCCACUAAAUUUAGAAGUAAUGAAGCCAAAGGAAAAGAGCCGAUCUACUUUGCACGAAAGCAGCAGUCACUCUACAACAAUCAAGUCAGGUAAACAGAACAAAGAAAAUCCAGCUGCCAAAUCAAACUCUGGAAGACAUUCAGCAAUGUCAGAAACAAGUCAGAGAGCAAAGCAGCAGAAAGAAAAUGAACAACAUGUCAUAUCUCACACAGAGUCAAAUGAAAGUGACUUGUCACAAACUCUGUCUAGUUCAGAUAUCAUCAAAGAGAUGUGUGAGUCUCCAGCACACAGUCAAUCAAAACAUAAUGUUCCUCACAGGAUAAACGGUGACCUGGAUACUAAGGAAAGUGGUGGAAGUGUCACUGACAAGAAAACUGACAGAAGCAGCAAAUAUCUGCACAAGAGCACCGAAGUUGAUGAUUUUGACCUGGUCCCAUCCAGCCUACCCAACACAUCCCCUACUGAGGUUGUAAAUGAAUGGCUGAAAACACUGCCAGCAGAGGGUGAAUUAGAUGACGUAGAGGAAUUUAAUGAAAACUGCGAUGGACCAAAAACUGUCCCCACAACAGAAGAAAUUAACAGAGCGGAUACUGUUAACAACCCAACUGAGAAUUCAAAAAGCCCAGUAGAAGGAGAGGCAAAGAAAUGUGUUCCUAAUAAUGACUGCGAAACAAGCAAAGAAACACCAAAGGAAGAUAACGCCUCUACUGAUGCAGACAAUGCCUCAAAAGUAUUUAACUCUUCCAUACAAGUGAUGAAAGUCCUUUUAAAUCCGAAGCUAGACAGAUGCAACAGUUUACCAGAAAUUUCUCCAGCUUAUGGACGUAAGCUGAGCUCCUCAGCUAGAGGUUUUUUGGACUGCCUUGUGAAGCUGCAGCUAAUAGACCAUGAUCCAAAAAAUGCCAAUGAGAAAAAUGAAAGGUAUCAAGAACUCAUGGGUAUUCUUCAGUCCCUUUGGCUUUGUGAUCCUCCUGAAAAUGAACAUGCAUUACGGAAAGAUGAUCACCAUUUUGCAGAUGAUGAUUUCAAUCAUACGUCAUCGUCUGGCGUGGAUGUCAACAGUGGCUCCACAGGCUCCGGGAACAGCAGUGAUGGUAUAAAGAGUGGCAAUGACGUGAAUGGUGAUGUUUCUAAACCUCACGCCACUGUGGAUAUGUUUAAGAAGGUAGAACAAGUGUGUGAAGUUGAAACAGAUGCAGAUGUUCAGAGCACAUCAGUAAGAAAGGCAGAAGGAAUGUGUGAAGAUGAGCAAAAGGAAAAUUAUCCAGCAAGCAGUGAUAGUCCAAGAGAACAAUCUGAAACACCACAUUCCUCAAACAAGAGUUCAAGAAAUUUCAGCGAGGGCCAAAAACUUCCAGAAGCUGAAACCGAUUCUUCAGAGAACAGCAACUCUGAGAGCCCUCUCCUCAUAGAAAGAGAAGAGCUAGCUAAAAUGAUUUCACAAGAUGAUCCUGCUUGGGUCUUAAACUUAUUAAAUAAAAUUGAAAAACAGUUCAUGACUCAUUAUAUCAAAGCGAUGAAUGAGUUCAAAGCUCGAUGGAACCUGGGAGAUAGUGAGCAGCUUGACAGUAUGAUUAAUGAACUUAGAGCUGAGGUUCACAAAAGAAUCCAAGCAAGUAUUGACAGGGAACUGUGGAAAAUUCAAGGUCAAAAAGGCCAACCAAGACCUCCAAGAGAGACAAAAUCCCGUGUUUCAACGACACAAGCAGAAGAGAGAAGACAGAAACUGAAGGUCAACCUCAAACCAUCGACUGAUUCACAUGCAGAAAAAAGUGACGAUUCAGCAACAGGAACGUCUUACAGUGAUCAGCGCAGUGAAAACGACGAUGAAUGCUGUCAAUGCGAAUCGUGCAUUAAGAAAAAAAUGACGUGUAGGGCACCUCUUCAGGGAGAUUCGAUGACAACUGUACCUGCUGCCACGGCAAUCAAGUGUGCAUCUCACCCUGGAAAUAUUCAUGAAACUCAAGCGGCAGAAACCCUUGUGGAAAAAGUUAUUGUUAAAGCUUUAAGGGAAGUGGGAGAAGUACAUCCAGGCACUGAAGAUAUCUCUACAUUUGCAGCAGAUGAAAAGGAAGCAGAUGAUAUGCGUCAAGAUGCAGUUCGUGAAGAUGUUUCUGAAAAGAAUGAAGCAAAAGAACAUGCUGCCAAAGAAAUGCCUGAAAAAACUGUUGCUGAAGAAAAUAAGGAGGAGAAUGAUGCCAAUGACAUAGGUGAUGAACUGCGAAAACAAAAAGAUGAUAAAACAAGCGAAGAUAAGACUCAGGAAGAAAUGUCAGUGGAAGAGUCGUUUGUGGCAUCAACAGCUAAACAGGAAUAUGACAAAGGAGGAGCAAUGAAUGAAUGGUUGACAGCAAAGAACAUAAAACUGCCAUCAAUGCAGUUGAUCAUGCAGAAGAUGAGGGCUAAUGAAAAGGAUGCCACAGCUGAUGAAUUGUUACAUGAACCAAAAGAAUCAGGGAAAAUUGUGCAAAUUGUAUCCACAAAUGGAGAAGAAUUUGCUGAAGCUAUCAGGUCAAAUGAUGAACUCCCAAAACAAAAAGAUGCUGUACAUUAUAAUAAGAGUGCUCUAAUAAAACAUAUUGUGGUUACGAGUGAAGAUGACCCUAAGGAAGACACAGUAGAGACUUCAACAGAAGAGACUACUCUGACAUCUGAUACUAAGCAUGAACCUGAGGAAGAAGCAGCAAAGAAGGAAUGGUUAACGGUAAAGAAUACAUUGCUGCCAUCAAUGCAGAUGAUCAUGCAAAUGAGAAUUCGGAAAGACCAGCUGAUGAAAGCAGAUGGAAGUGAUGCAACAGCUGAUGAACCGCUAAAUGGACCCACAGAAGAAGCUGAAAGUGAAGACACUGAAGCCUCAAGUGAAGAUAAGUCUAAGGAAGAUGUUGCUGAAGGUACCAUGGUUCAAGAUGAAGACACACACGUUGCAGGAGCAACAGCUGAACAAAAUUUGAUGCCAGAAGACAGUAAAUCAGGGAGGUUUAAGGUAAAGAAGAGAGUGCAUAUGAUGCAGGAGGAAGCAGUGAAUGAAGACUUAGCUAUAGUUGAUGAAUUUUUAAAAGAAGAAGAAGAAGAAGCAGGGUGUAAAGGUAAACUUACUGCAGAAAAUGAGAUUGCCAGUUUGAGUGAAGAUGAGUCAGAUGAGGAGUCUGCUGAAGCUACUGCUACUGAAGAUGAAAAUACUGCAGUAGAAGCCACCACAGAAGAAAAAGAUGAGGUCUGGGAAGAAAAAAUACUCCCUGAGGAAGAGAAAAUGUCUACCGUUAGUGAAGACGAGUCUGUAGAUGAAAGCACUGACACAGCUACAGGUGACGAAUCUACAGAAGAACCAGGUGACCCGGCAACAACUGAGGAUGAGACAGCUGCAGAAAAAGAGACUAGUCUCACAGGAAAAGCUGAAUCAAAGCAUGAAAAUGCUGAAGAUGAAAUUGAAAACAAAGAUACUGCUAUGGUAUCCUCAACUGAUCAUGAAUCUGAGAGUGAGGAAGCUGUGGAAUCACUGAAGGUUGAUGAUGGAGAAGAGACUGAUGCUACCAGCGAAGGUGACUCUGACGAAGAUUUAAAUGCCACCACAAAUGAAGAAGAAGAGGAAAAUGAUGUCACAAGUAACGAUCAGUCAAAUGAACCAUCUGAAAUAGCAACAACUGAAGAUGAGUUUCUUGUAGAAAGAGAGACCACUGCUACAAGUGAGCAUGAACUUACGGAAGGCACUUACGAAGCAUCCACAGCUGAAGAUGAAAAUGUAGCUGUCGAGAGCAGCAUGGUGGCCACAAGUGAGCGUGAAUCUGAGGAAGAUGAGGUUGUGGAAAAAGGAACAGUCACUGAUGAAGAGAAGAUCCCUGCUAUCAGUGCAGAGGAGUCUGAGGGUGAAAACAAUUACACGAACAAAUUGUCAGAAGAACCAGAUCGAGCAGCAUCAGCUGAAGACAAGACAGCUGUAAGGGAAGAGAUUUCUACAGCAGGAAAAGGUGACUCAAAGGAUGAAACUGCAGUGGAAGAAACUGACAAUGAGGAAGCUGUUAAAGCAGAGGAUGCUGACAAUAGAGAAGAGAUUGGUGCUGUGACUGAAAAUGAUUCAGGAGAGGACCUAGAUGCCACCACAAAUGAAGAUGAGACAACAGAGGAGGAUGACACCACAGAACCAGCUGAAGAAACAACUGAAGACGAGCGGGUGAUCGAAACGGAGAUUGCUGUUUCAACCGAGAAUGAACCUAACAGAGGCGCUGCUGCUGAUGAAAACGUGGAAGAAACCACAAGUGACAAUGAAGCUGAAGAUAACAGUGCAGCAGAAGAGGCUGACAAUGCUGCAACAACUGAACAUGACUCAGACACAGCAGUGGCUGUGGACACCGCCAGUGCAAGUGAAUCUGAGUCAGAAGAUGAGGUUUCUGAAGCAAAAGAGAGUGCUGUCACAAGUGAAGAUGAGCUGAAGAAAGCUUUUGUUGAGGUCACUCGGGAAGAGGCAGCAGAAGAUGUGACAGAUGCCACCGAGCAUGAAUUUAACAAAGACACCAGUUCAGAUGAGUCAGAUGUGAAGGGAAUGGAUGAAAAACCGAGUGAGGGUGAGAUUGCUGAGCAAAAGGAAAUUGCUGCCACAAGUGAAGAUGAAAUGGCAGAGGAAGCAGAUGAAACCAGUGAUGAGUCAGACAAGACAGAGUCGUCUGAAAAAAUUGGAGAAAGCAGUGCUAAUGAAGAAUGUAAAGAAGAAGAAAAUGAUGAAGAUAACAGUAAGAAGCUAGCAGAAGGUGAAACCACUGGAGACGAAUCUGAAGAACCUGGAAAGGAAGAGGUGGAAUCUGGUGAAAAUGAAUUAACUUGUGAAGAUUGCACAGAGGCUUUAACAACAGAGGGCGAGACUGAAAAGCAUGAAACCACAGAGGAAGACUCAGGACAGCCUGAAGCAGGAGAGAAUGAGACUGAUGAAAGUGACAGCAGGGAAGAAUCUGGAGCAGAAGGUACAUCUGCAGGAGAGGAGGCUGAAGAAACUCAAACGGGAAAGGUGGAAUCUACAGAUGAUACGGAAGAUGAAUCCGAGCAAGAUGAAGGACAGAAUGCUGUCAGUGAAUCAGAGACUAAUUCCAACAAACCAGAGAGUGGAUGCCCAGAAAGUGAUGUCACUUGUCAAGAAGAUACUAAUGAUGUAGUGGAGCUUAAACCAGGAGAGGAUGAGGAGAUGGAGGAAAAAUCAGAAACCAAAGAAGAAAUCAGAGAAAACAACCCAGAGGAUGAUGUUACACAAUGUGAAUGUAUUAACAUCCCAGUUGGAAGUCAUGAUAAUAAUGAAGAGGAUUCCAAUGCUUCUGAAAAGGAGGAUGAGGAAACCGAGACACCCAAUGAAGACUGGAGUGAAAAAGAGGGAGAUUCAGCUGAUGGAGAAGACGAAGCAGAGGAAGACUCAGAUGAACCAGAGGAAGAAAGUGGUGACAUACAGCUUCCUUUGGUUACCAGCAAGAUAGACAAUCAAGAUGUAGCUAACAUAGUACCUAAGGAAGCGCUAAAGCCACUUGAUACUUUGAUCAAAAAGACCGCAGAAUCUGAGGACGGCACUUACGCUGACAUUGAAGAUUCAGAGCCUGAAAUAAACAGCCAAGAUGACAUUAAAAGCCUUGAGACAAAGAGUGUGAAAAAGAAGUUGUUUUGAAUUGACCGUGACUCUGCCAAAGCUGAAGGUGACUGAUAGAGAGUGAGACAUGGGAGAAAAAAAUGAGGGGUAUUCUUAAUAUUUUAGGUUAGGUCUCCUAAAUGAAAAAAAGCAAAAGGACUGAUGUAGAUUAUCCUAAAUCUAAAGUAGCACUAUUACACUCUACUUAACAAGCACUAAACAUGAUAAGCACACAAGAUGAGAUGCUACAGCAAAUUCUAGUAUCUGCAGAACACAAACUGCUCAUGCAACAAUAUGAAAAACUUGAAUGUAUAUAAUGCAUAUCUAAACUAAAUUAUAGAGUAUUUUAUUACAUAUCACCUGCAAUUCUGAGCCUUAGACAGAACACGGCACUGUUUAUGAGCUAUGCUUUCCAAAACUUGACAGGAUGGUCCUGUUCCUGUGAACAACUUACAAAUGUCACACAUGCACACACAUACUGCAAUUUUUGUCAGAAUUGCUGCAGUUCUUUUACAUGUUUUGCUGCUUAACAUUUUCUGCAGGAGUGUUGGUGUUUUUGAAUGUAUCCUAUUUAAUCAAAUAGGUUUUGAUUCUAUUAUAAGCAUGCAAAAAAUAUGUAAUUUUCCAUAGCCCCAAAACUGUUGGGGUGCUGUGUAUGAAAAGUUCUUUAAAAAUCAAUUGAGAUCUUUAUUUAUUUGUCAGAGUUUUGAAAUAUAUAAUUCUCAGGUUCAAUAUAUUUUGUCUUUGAACCUUUUCUAAUCAAUUAUAUAUGGAUUCUGGCUUCUACCUGUCUUAUACAGCACCCACACUUUUUUUUGGAAAAAAAGGUUGUAAAAUGAGUUUUCUCAGCAACCUGGAAAAAACUAAUAAUAUUUAUUUAUGUGUUUGGUGUACUGCUGUGUAUGUAAUGUACUCUUGUACUCUAGUGUUGCAUAUACAAGAGCAAAACUUGAAGAUGAUCGCCAUCAGUGUAAGCAGAUGGAAAUCUCUCAAAAGUAAUGAAAGUCAGAGCUGGGUUUUAUGUAUCACAACAUCCUGCCCUUAUGUAUUUUAGAUGAUUCAGCUGUAAUUACAUGAAGAAUCUACGUGAUUUUCUGUGGUGCAGGGAAUUACCUUUGCUCAGUGUACUGCACAUAUUGAUAUUAAACAUACUUGAAAGUAA
Pelmatolapia mariae (spotted tilapia) is the source of this 14203-nucleotide messenger RNA. It is a transcript of the gene rp1l1b, whose product is annotated as rp1 like 1b. The coding region runs from base 346 to 13080 and encodes 4244 amino acids. The record is from RefSeq and is a predicted model, not a curated record. Gene Ontology annotation, biological process: axoneme assembly; retina development in camera-type eye; intracellular signal transduction. Gene Ontology annotation, cellular component: axoneme. The transcript has 4 exons. Lineage: Eukaryota; Metazoa; Chordata; Actinopteri; Cichliformes; Cichlidae.